AUCAAAAAGAUGUACACCAAGGUGAAGCUCAAGCAAUAGGAGAGCUAUUGAUAGCGGAUAAAAUAUUUGCUUUAGGUCCUAUAGUUGUGUUAAUGGAUUGUGUAGAAAGUUGGAUUAUUUAUUUUAUAAUCAAACAAGAUGAUGAAUUUUAUAUUUCAAUUGGUGAUAUAAAUGAUCAUGGUGUUGCAUUAGCAAUAAUCAGGACUUUUCUACUUCAAGAAGAGCAAAAAUACAAUAAUUUAAUAAAAGGUGAUUUAGCACCAAUUAUAGUUAAAUUACCCACAUCUUUUAGAAACAAGGCAAGGUUUAAGGAAACAAUAGUUUGA
Messenger RNA from Entrophospora candida, 326 nucleotides. NCBI's taxonomy places the organism in Eukaryota, Fungi, Glomeromycota, Glomeromycetes, Entrophosporales, Entrophosporaceae. The record is from the annotation of a GenBank genome assembly.